Boleophthalmus pectinirostris (great blue-spotted mudskipper) is the source of this 1651-nucleotide messenger RNA. RefSeq names its product ORAI calcium release-activated calcium modulator 2 (gene orai2). Gene Ontology annotation, biological process: store-operated calcium entry. Gene Ontology annotation, cellular component: membrane. Gene Ontology annotation, molecular function: store-operated calcium channel activity. The record is from RefSeq and is a predicted model, not a curated record. Bases 302 to 1084 code for a protein of 260 amino acids. Lineage: Eukaryota; Metazoa; Chordata; Actinopteri; Gobiiformes; Gobiidae. The transcript has 3 exons.
GCCGAAGCGCAGCGUGUGAUUUUAGUCUCAUUUACAGCCAUGCCUUCAACAGAACAAGCUCUACCUGACAGACACAAGCGGACACAAUGACAACAACCACUCUGGGAUAACUUUAAUCAUGCUACACACGCUUUUCGGACUAUUUUAAAGCGAAAAACACAGAAAAGUGCAAGUAAAAGUAGUUAUCCGGACUCAACUCUGAAUACAAUUCUCGUGUGCCAACCAUAACCCGAUCAUAUUUUUUUCUCCGUCUCUUUUUUGGGGGAUUAAUCGCAUCAAGUCACGUUACAAAUCAGACAUCAUGAGCGAGCUGAACGUGCCCAUGGGCCCCCCGUCUCCGUCCGUGGGGCAGCAGCCUCCUGACGACGUGGGCAUGGACUACAGGGACUGGGUGAGACGCAGUUACCUGGAACUGGUCAGCUCCAACCACCACUCCGUGCAGGCCCUGUCCUGGAGGAAGCUCUACCUGAGCCGGGCCAAACUGAAGGCGUCCAGCCGCACCUCUGCACUGCUCUCAGGGUUUGCUAUGGUGGCCAUGGUGGAGGUGCAGCUGGAGACUCAGUACAGUUACCCUCGGGUGCUCUUGAUCGCCUUCAGCGUUUGUACCACCGUGCUCGUCGCCGUCCACCUCUUCGCCCUCCUCAUCAGCACCUGCAUCCUGCCGAACGUGGAAGCCGUCAGCAACAUCCACAACCUCAACUCCGUCAGCGAGAGCCCCCACGAACGCAUGCACCAGUACAUUGAGCUUGCCUGGGGCUUUUCCACCGCGCUGGGCAUCCUUUUGUUCCUGGCCGAAGUCGUCCUUUUGUGCUGGAUAAAAUUCCUCCCCGUCGGCGCCAGAAAAGAGCCAAAAGACCCAAAAUCACAGCCUACAAAAACUCCAGAAGAGGACAGCGGGUGGCAGGCUGCGUUGGCGUCUACGAUCAUAAUGGUGCCGGUGGGAGUGAUUUUUGUGCUCUUCACGAUUCAUUUUUAUCGUUCGCUGGUGCGCCACAAGACGGAGCGCCACCACCAGGAGAUAGAGGAAUUGCACAAGAUAAAAAUCCAGUUGGACGGUCACGAAAGAGGGCUACAACACGUUUAAAACCUUCGUUGACUUUAAAUUGCUUGGCUACUCACUUAUAUUUAUUCUUUAUGUGGAAUUUAAGGAACACAGGAGGGAUUUGUUACAUAAAAGGGCUACUUACGUCACAGUUUUUCAGACUAUUUUUGGUUGGGGGAGUUUUCAGAUGUGCCAUAUGAGAAGACGCCAAUCAUUUGAACAGAUGUUUGUUGUUUUCUUCAAAGUGAAAGAUGGACAGCUUAAAUUUCUAAUGCAGGAUUCCUCAAAAAGAGAGAGUGUACAUACAGAAAAGGGAAUUCAGUCAAACCAAAUUAUAGUUGCAAAGAUAAGAUUUUUUUUUUUAUUUAUCUGUCUGGUCUUGAUAGCCAUUUAAAUUCACUGUAAGUUUUGCACAGUGGUGGGCAGCGGUCGCAAUCCGUGUAUCAUUCGUUCAUUCGUUUUUUCAAACUAAAACCAAAAAUAAGAAAACGAAAAAACAAGUAUUUUCUUCAUUAUUUGUCUCCAAAACCAAAAUGAAAAAAAAAAAAAAAACGGAUAACAAUUCGUUUUCCAUUCCCGUCACUUAAACUGCGAUGCAGGACUGAACCA